Phlebotomus papatasi is the source of this 569-nucleotide messenger RNA. RefSeq lists its product as uncharacterized. NCBI's taxonomy places the organism in Eukaryota, Metazoa, Arthropoda, Insecta, Diptera, Psychodidae. The transcript is spliced from 2 exons. The record is from RefSeq and is a predicted model, not a curated record. Bases 101 to 526 code for a protein of 141 amino acids.
CCGACAUUUUUCUCCAUAACCUCAAAGUUUGUUUUUUCACAUGUAUUUCCAAGUUUUUCUGAUUUUUUUGGGAAAAUAGGAAAAGAAAAGGUGUACAGAGAUGUUGAUGAGACUAAGAGGGAUUCUCUUGACCAGGAGACCAUUGGGUGUUCUGUCCGGGAGACUCUUCUGCAGUCAAACUGAGAGGAAAGCUAGCAAACAUGACCUUGGCGAAGGGUCCGCAUUGAAGUAUAUUGGCAGUAAUGCAGGCAGUUGGGCAGCUCAGCAGAGUAGGAGGGGCCCCAAGGCUCAGGGAGUUUGGUAUCAGCCUUAUGUAGUAGCUCUCAGCGUGACAAUCUUCAUGAUCUACUUCUGCAUCCUCCGGGAGGAGAACGACAUUGAUCUGGAGCUGCAGAAGUCGCUGUACGAGCGAAUUGAGGGCCUGGAGGAGGCUCAGUUGCGAAUAAGGCACAAGUAUAACCUGGAAAAUGGUCUGGACGUCAAAGAGAUCGAGGCAAGAUUGGAAGAACUGGGAGCUAAGGUGUAAUCUCUAGUUGGUAGGAAUAGAAAUAAAAGUAAUUUUUCGUGUA